AUGAGACUUUACUACCAUGGAGCGGCUUUUUACAAAAAAGUUGAGAAGAAACUCAGUAAGAUGUCGGAGAAGCGAAAUAUACAUGAUCACAAACGUAGAUUGCUCGUGGCUAAAUAUGAAUUGAGAUGAAAGCUUUAUAAAGCCUUUAGUAAAGAUCUCGAUCUUCCUAGUGAUAUGCGAGACAAGCAUCACUAUAAGUUGUCCAAGUUGCCAAGAAAUUGUUCCUUGGCACGAGUAAGAAAUCGAUGUAUUUUCACAGGUCGCCCUCAUUUUGUAUAUAAGUUCUUUAUAAUUUCUCGCAUCAUUUUUCAUGGAUUAGCAUCUCGAGGUCCUUUGAUGGGCAUAAAGAAAUCGUCUUGGUAG
This is a messenger RNA of Olea europaea var. sylvestris, 363 nucleotides long. RefSeq names its product ribosomal protein S14, mitochondrial. The record is from RefSeq and is a predicted model, not a curated record. Lineage: Eukaryota; Viridiplantae; Streptophyta; Magnoliopsida; Lamiales; Oleaceae. Gene Ontology annotation, biological process: translation. Gene Ontology annotation, molecular function: structural constituent of ribosome. Gene Ontology annotation, cellular component: ribosome; small ribosomal subunit.